Messenger RNA from Hyla sarda, 1471 nucleotides. RefSeq lists its product as uncharacterized. The transcript has 2 exons. The coding region runs from base 8 to 880 and encodes 290 amino acids. Lineage: Eukaryota; Metazoa; Chordata; Amphibia; Anura; Hylidae. The record is from RefSeq and is a predicted model, not a curated record.
UAAAUAAAUGACUGCCCCACAAGGUGUUCCACGAAUUCAAUUAACUGCUGUCCCUUUAGAAGAAGUAAGAAGAGUACGAGAAGAGGAAGGAGAAAUAGACAACAGCAAAGAAUUGAACAGCGCAAGAACAGAAGAAGCGCAAAGUUCCAGCCUGGAGACCCCUGAACUAAAUGUGAUUAAUUUGACCAAUGAACCCCUGGAUGAAGAUACAUUGUCAUUACUGUCUAAAGGACUCAAUUUUGGUCUAAAAGAGAAAUUCGAUAAAGUCCAGUUCAAGUUUGACUUGGCUAAGUCUAUGAGAGACAUUAAUUUGUAUAAAUUCUUUUCUAAUAAAGGUGCACAAGAGCAUAAUAUUUUAGAGGGAGAACAGCCCAUUAAGAUAGGCUCUCUCGGCUUUUUUCCCAGCGAAUUUACUAACUCAUAUAGAAAUGUUGUCUCAAUGUUAGCUACGGAAUUUUCAGACAGCCAGACAGAAGGUCUUGUAGGUACCCAGGAAUGUAGGAAAUUUUUUAAAGGGAAAGAAUCCAAAUUCUCCCCUCCAAUUCCCCAAGGAAGUAACCUAGACCUUUUUUCAAAAGCUGUAAUUAGGGAUGUAAAGUCUAUAUUAUACCCAAAACCAAUAUCAAAUUUGACCCCGGCAGAAUUUACAGGCUAUGAAUUCCCUGAAAAAGAGGGAGGAUCUAACAGUCAUAAGGGUGGUAGUAUUGUCAUUCAGGAAACUAUACAAUAUGAAGAAGCUGUUAGACAGCUAUCCGAUAGAGCGAUAUACACCACCCUUGCGGCCGUUCCGACCUUUAAGAUUUUAAAUAACUUAAGAUCCUUUCUCCACAAGUAUGUGGACAAGGGUAUUCUCUCUAAAGAAAAACAUCAGAGAAACUAAUGCCAGAAUCUCCAAAACUUGCUAGGUGGUACCAUUUGCCCAAGGUACAUAAGUCACUGAGCCGACCCCCAGGAAGACCUAUCGUCACGGGGAUCGGCUCAGUGACCGAGUACUUGUCGCAAUAUAUAGACUGGUUACUUAAUCCCCUAUUGGUUUCAAUUCCUUCUUACAUUAAAGACACAGGCCAUCUGUUAAAUCUAGUAAGGGACAUACAUUGGGAGAGUGAGUUCAAAUUGUGCUCAAUUGAUGUGGAUAGCCUGUGCACCCGCAUCCCGCAUGAUGCGGGUGUACAGGAUAUAAAAGAAUAUUUACAGUCUACAGAAAUAUCGACAGAGCUUGGCAACUUCGUGACAGAAGGGCUACAGUUUGUACUUACUAAUAAUACAUUUAAACAUUCGAAUCAAUGGUACAGGCAGGAGACUGGGACCCCGAUGGGGACCCCAGUCUCCUGUACCUAUGCUAAUCUUUUUUUAGCAAUUUUUGAAGAUAAGUACAUAUACACCACAACCAAUCCAUUUUUACAAUAUGUCAAAAUCUACGCAAGAUAUGUAGAUGACAUAUUGGUUAUAUGGACGGGACAAAACAGCAGUU